AUGGCUUCAACUGUCGUUCACAGUUCAAUUAAUCCAUCAACACCAUUUCUUUCAAGAGCCCACUUCCCAUUUCAAAUUUCCAAACACUUCUCACCAGAGUUCUUCCCUUCUGUGCACUACAAGAACUACUUCAGAGGCAAAGAAAGUUGGCCAAUGAAGAAGAAAUUUAAGGUGAAAGCCACAGUAACUGAAGCACCACCGUCUUCGCCAUCUACACAAAGCGAUGGUGACGGAACUGAUGGGUCUUCUUCUCCGCCGUCAAAGAAUUUAAAGAUACUUGUGGCGGGUGGUGGGAUUGGAGGGUUGGUUUUCGCGUUGGCGGCGAAGAGGAAGGGGUUUGAGGUGGUGGUGUUUGAGAAGGACUUGAGUGCAGUUAGAGGUGAGGGACAGUACAGAGGCCCAAUUCAGGUUCAGAGUAACGCACUGGCUGCUUUGGAGGCUAUUGAUAUGGACGUUGCCGAUGAGAUUAUGAAGGCUGGCUGUAUUACUGGUGAUCGGAUUAAUGGGUUGGUUGAUGGUAUUUCCGGCAAUUGGUAA
Ilex paraguariensis (yerba mate) is the source of this 537-nucleotide messenger RNA. The record is from the annotation of a GenBank genome assembly. Lineage: Eukaryota; Viridiplantae; Streptophyta; Magnoliopsida; Aquifoliales; Aquifoliaceae.